AUGGAGACCCUGAACGAGUCCUACCUGGCGGACGGCGAAAAUCGCUGCUCCCAGAUGUUAAAAUUGCUGGAGGACCCCGAGUUGGCGUCUCCGAUUCUGAGCAGAAGCGCGUCACGGUCGGGGUCGGGGAUCCUGGAGUCGGCGCAGCCGUUGCUGAGCAACACGAGUCGACGCCAUUCCCGGCUUCUGCUGCCGAUCUUGGACAAGCAUACGCGAGGCAACGACAGCCCGACGGAUCUGAAAAGAUUACCCUCGGGUGUUUACGCCUGGCAACAGCCCAUCGAGAUCAUCUGGGUGAGUGUCCAGUCUCCUGAAGCUCUAGUUUUCGCUUGCCUGGUUGGUUUAGCACUGGCACUUUGGCGACUGCAUCCCACUGCGGAGCUGGACGGCUAUUCUUACUUCACCAUGUUCGUAACCCUGGAGGCACUGUACCUGCUUCUGAAGCAGUAUCAAGCAGACGUGGUUCUGAUCAGCUCCACUCUGCUGCUGAGGCUUGUUGGUGCCUUGGACAACGACCGCGACGCCUGGG
Messenger RNA from Symbiodinium necroappetens, 529 nucleotides. NCBI's taxonomy places the organism in Eukaryota, Dinophyceae, Suessiales, Symbiodiniaceae. The record is from the annotation of a GenBank genome assembly.